Messenger RNA from Adineta steineri, 504 nucleotides. NCBI's taxonomy places the organism in Eukaryota, Metazoa, Rotifera, Eurotatoria, Adinetida, Adinetidae. The record is from the annotation of a GenBank genome assembly.
AUGACUAAAGAUAAAAAACAAGCUCAAAACGAUGAAGCUAUGGAUACAAGUGCAGCAAAUGGUGAUGAGAAUGGUGCAGAAAACUCAGGUCCAAGUUAUGAAGAUAAAUUUAAAUACAUGAAUGCAAUGGCUUCACCUAUUGCACCAAAAAAAUUAGCUAAAAAAGUGUUUAAAGUUAUCAAACAAGCAACAAAACAAAAAAACUAUGUUCGAUUAGGUUUACGUGAAACACAAAAAUAUAUUCGUCGUGGAGAAAAAGGUCUUGUUGUUUUUGCUGGUAAUGUAACACCAAUCGAUAUUUAUAGUCAUAUGCCUGUUGUUUGCGAAGAAGCAAAUAUUCCAUAUGUAUUUGUACCAUCAAAAGAAGAUUUAGGAAGUAUAAUUCGUGCCAAUCGAACAUGUUGUUUAUUAAUGGUUCGUUCACAUGCUGAUUACAAAGAAUUGUAUGAUGAAAUUAUUGAAAAAGUCAAUAAACUUGAAUCCGAAAUUGUUAAAACCGAAUAA